CAUAAUCAGAUCAGGGGUACAAGAUUUUUUUUUUUUUUUUUUGAGUCGUGUACAUUAGCCUUGGCGGAGGUACAACAGAUCAUCGUCAUCAACAUCAUCAUAAUAAACAGCAACAUAAUUCAAGAAUGCAUUGAAGGAAGAGAUUAUUGAGAUGUGAUGAGUACAUGAUGCUGUGGUAUUAAGGUAGAUUACCUCAUACCUAAAUCUUUGCAAUAAGGCAGUAAGUUCUGUAUUACGUUGCUGCAUUUUGGUAGUAGAAUUAUUUACUGCAAAAUUUAAAAUGACUGAAAAUGUACGAAAUGAAGUACGCAAACGAAGACCAAUUAGUCUCCAAGAAAAACUAGAAUUUUUAAAAAUGAUCGAUAGUGGGCGGCCUUUAUUAGCAGUAGCUCGUGAAUUUGGAAUUCCGCCUUCUACUGCGAGAACUAUUGUGAAAGAAAGGCUGAAAGUAAAGCUUUUAUCAGAGCAUUACAAUGUCCCUCCUGGCCGGAAAAGGAUGCGACUUGGAUUAUUCAGGGAUGUGGAGGAAGCUCUUCAUAUGUGGUUUCGUCAGAUGAGAACCAAAAACUGUAAGGUUAAUGGACCAAUGCUAAAACAAAAAGCGCGGGAAUUCGCUCAAUAUUUAGGGCAUACAAAUUUUGAAGGAAGUAGUGGUUGGUUGUCUCGAUUUAGAGAAAGAUAUGGUUUGUCAGUAAAGGCCAUGGAAGGAGACGGAAAUAUUAAUGUUGUUACAGGCAUUGGUAUGACGGACGAGGAAAUUGUGGCUACUGUUUGUGCUCAUAAUAUGCAUUCCGAAGCACUGUUGAAUAAAUGUUCUACGAACUCUGAAGAAAUUGUAACAGAUAUCUGUCCUAACAGUAUAGUUUCAGCAAAUUAUUGUGAGGAAGCAGACAGAAAGACAGACGAAUUGAGUUCAGAAACUUCUAAAUUUGAUUCACCUUUAGAAACAUCUAAAUUUGAUUCAUCUACAGAAACACCUAAGUUUGAUUCAUCUUUAGAAACAUCUAAAUUUGAUUCUUCAACUAGUUUUCAGGAAUUUAAUUUAUCCAUUGGGUUGCGAGAAGCAAUAAAUUUAACUGAAAAAUUGUCUUGUUUUUUAAAGCAGCAGGAUUCUGUUCCAGACCAUGUAUGGAAAUCAUUGAGUACAGUUGAAGAUUUCAUUCUGCUUGACUUAACUGAGAGACAUAAACAGAGAAAAAUUACUGAUUAUUUCAAAUCACAAAGCAUUAAAUUGUAGAGAGGUACUUGUAAAAAAUGUUAUGCCGUCCUAUUAGUAAAAGAAAUGUUUGAAUAGUAUGCAUUAUCUACAAAAAUAAUGGAUAAAAUGGUAGAUUUAUAUAUUGAAUCGAAAUAGAUGUUUAGCUCUCA
This is a messenger RNA of Stegodyphus dumicola, 1368 nucleotides long. RefSeq lists its product as uncharacterized. Lineage: Eukaryota; Metazoa; Arthropoda; Arachnida; Araneae; Eresidae. The record is from RefSeq and is a predicted model, not a curated record. Gene Ontology annotation, cellular component: nucleus. Gene Ontology annotation, molecular function: DNA binding.